Molecule: messenger RNA, 1497 nt
Organism: Syngnathus typhle (broad-nosed pipefish)
Lineage: Eukaryota; Metazoa; Chordata; Actinopteri; Syngnathiformes; Syngnathidae
Gene: lhx4
Product: LIM homeobox 4
Exons: 6
Coding region: 1-1170 (389 amino acids)
Biological process (GO): regulation of transcription by RNA polymerase II; neuron differentiation
Cellular component (GO): nucleus
Molecular function (GO): DNA-binding transcription factor activity, RNA polymerase II-specific; RNA polymerase II transcription regulatory region sequence-specific DNA binding
Source: RefSeq, a predicted model, not a curated record
AUGAUGCAAAGUGCGGCGGUCCUUCCCACAGAGAGUCCCGUUAAGAGUUUACCGGACAUCCUAGGAGUGCCAUUGCAACAGAUCCCUCAGUGUGCGGGCUGCAGUCAGCACAUCGUGGACAAGUUCAUCCUGAAGGUCCUGGACAGACAUUGGCACUCCAAGUGCCUCAAGUGCGCCGACUGCCACACGCCACUGGCCGACAAGUGCUUCUCCAGGGCCGGCAGCGUCUACUGCAAGGAGGAUUUCUUUAAGCGCUUCGGGACAAAAUGUGCAUCGUGCCAACAGGGGAUCCCUCCCACGCAGGUGGUGCGGAAGGCGCAGGACUUUGUGUAUCACCUGCACUGCUUUGCCUGCAUUAUGUGCAGCAGGCAGCUGGCCACCGGGGAUGAGUUCUACCUCAUGGAAGACGGCAGGCUGGUGUGCAAGGUGGACUAUGAGACGGCCAAACAAAACGAUGAUUCCGAGGCGGGGACCAAGCGACCAAGGACCACCAUCACGGCCAAGCAGCUAGAGACCCUCAAAAGUGCCUACAAGAACUCCCCCAAACCGGCACGACACGUCAGAGAGCAGCUUUCCUCCGAGACGGGCCUCGACAUGCGAGUCGUGCAGGUCUGGUUCCAGAAUCGCAGAGCAAAGGAAAAACGUUUAAAAAAAGAUGCAGGGCGCCAUCGCUGGACUCAAUUUUACAAAAGUGUGAAACGUAGCCGAGGAGGGUCAAAGGUGGAGAAGGAAAGCUCGGCGGACGAUGCGGGACUCAGUGACAGCGAGCUGAGCUUCAGAGACGACCAGGUGGUGUCAGAUCUGGGCCACGGCAACGGGCUGUACGGGAGCGUCGGCGACAUGACGAGCGGCGCGGUGCUGAACGGCGGCUUCUCGGUGGACGCGGCGGGCCAACCGUACCACGACAUCCGCGUGGGAAGCCCCUACGGUCUCCCCCAGUCGCCCUCCUCUAUCGCUUCCCUGCCGGGCCACACCCCUUUGCUCAACAACCUGGCCUUUACCAUGGACGCUCUGGGGGUGCAGGGCGGGCCCGGCGGCGUGGGCCAGGCUCUGAGGGCCAUGGCGGGCGGUCCUACCUCAGACCUGUCCACGGGCAGCAGUACGGGCUACCCCGACUUCCCCACUAGUCCCGCCUCCUGGCUGGAUGAGAUGGACCAGUCUCAGUUCUGAGGCCAAAACACAGGCAAGACUUUUUGUUUCCAUCACGCUGGCAGUUAUGGAAAGCCUUUGUUCGAUCUCCUCGAUUCCAAAAUAGAGGGACGAUUCGAGUUCUGUAAAAUCUUCGUUAAAAAUGCAGGAAAGCCAAUGAUCACAUUAGCAUAAAUUGUGUUAAAAUUUGAUCGAAACUUGAAAUUUUGAGUACAUACACCCAUUUUGUGGAUAGAAUUUAUCAAGGAUAUCAAGGAUGUGGAAUUUAGGGCUUUCCAUAAGUGGCGGCGUGUUGCAAACAGGUCAGCACUGAAGCCCAACAGUGCAUCCUGCUCAUCCUGAACUUCU